GAGAGUGACUCAAAUUUCCAGCGGUCAAGUGAUUCGCUGAGGAGCUGCCAUUUAAAGAUCUGAAAUUGCGCAAAUAGGUGAUUCGUUGCACAGCCACGUGACAAGCCACAACCAGGUUGGGUUGCAAGGUGUCGUUACUUGAUAAACCACCGGCAAGGAAGUUAAAGUCAACAAAGCUUUCUCUGGAGGGAACAAGAUAAUGCGCCCUCUCAGCCUGUGCUGACCUACAGAUCAUCAUGUCCUCAAGGUUCGGCAGCUCGAAUCUACACCAGCGCGACUCGCGCAGCGCGCUCUUCGAGGGCUACAAAGGCGGCGCCGACACGACGCGGAGACAAUACAGCGCGAGCCCGGCCUCGGUAGGCGGAGGCUAUGGCUACGGUGGAUAUCCCGGCAGCAAUGGAAGCGGCGGUGGCCUAGGCGUCCCAUCGAGCGGAGGAUUCAGGCCGGCGACGCCCAAUUCGAGGGGUCAAUACGAUGCCGCGACGCUCGAACAGCUGGAGAGCCAGAACGACCAGGAGGUCUCAGGGAUCAUGAGCAAGGUCAAGGUGCUCAAGACGCUGUCGGUGGCCAUGGGCGACGAGAUUCGCGAUUCCUCGGCCAUGAUGGACAAGAUGAACGAUAGCUUUGACACGACGCGGCUACGGCUUCGCGGCACGAUGAAUAGAAUGAUGCUCAUGGCAGAGCGAACCGGCGUUGGCUGGAAGGUCUGGCUCGGCUUCUUUGCUGCUGUCAUUUUGAUCUUCGUUUACGUUUGGUUGUUCUGAUGAUAGAUUGAGCUGUCAUACGGUAUUGGCGUUGUGGUGUUGUCCUGGGCUUAGAAGAGCGAAGCCGUUGAGUGAAGGCCGGGGUGUAUGGAGCACAUAUGGCAUUCGAUGAUGAUACACUGUGUAUUGGCACGACGAGAAACGGUUUCUUUCAAAAGGGUUUGUAAUCCAU
Molecule: messenger RNA, 936 nt
Organism: Truncatella angustata
Lineage: Eukaryota; Fungi; Ascomycota; Sordariomycetes; Amphisphaeriales; Sporocadaceae
Exons: 3
Coding region: 237-764 (175 amino acids)
Biological process (GO): endoplasmic reticulum to Golgi vesicle-mediated transport
Source: RefSeq, a predicted model, not a curated record